Molecule: messenger RNA, 2917 nt
Organism: Dreissena polymorpha
Lineage: Eukaryota; Metazoa; Mollusca; Bivalvia; Myida; Dreissenidae
Product: zinc finger protein 501-like
Exons: 3
Coding region: 451-1815 (454 amino acids)
Biological process (GO): regulation of transcription by RNA polymerase II
Molecular function (GO): DNA-binding transcription factor activity, RNA polymerase II-specific; RNA polymerase II cis-regulatory region sequence-specific DNA binding
Source: RefSeq, a predicted model, not a curated record
AUUUAGUCGAACGCAACAACAACAUCUACCUGAAAAAUAUGUAACUAAUUACUAACUAUUAAAAACACGUUUAUUCAGAAGUUGUGAUCUCUAUAUAAAUAACUAGGUUUUCCGGGUUUGUUGAAGAGUGGAAUGGAAUCCAAGGUGAACAAAACAGAAUGACCACUAUAUUGUGAUCAAGAGAUUGAAUUCUCAGCGGCCAGAAAGUGAAGUGACCUUUUUAUAUUUACACUUAUGCAAACUUAUGUGUUGAUUAAGAUGUUGACUCGUCAAAUAUAGUUAGCAAGAGACGUUGACGCCACCUUCAAUAUAAUCUAGUGACACUGUGUUGAUCGAGAGAUGUUGACAAAUGGGAACCUAUACAUUGAUUAAGAGAUAUUAGCAAAUGCAAACAUCUGUUCCGAUCGAGAGAAAUCAGCAUCAUGUGACAACUGCGGUGAAAUUGCAGAUAUGUUGACAUCAAAUGACAACUUUUGUCACAACGAUAAGGAGCAAUUCUGGUGCGACCUCUGCGGGCAUGGUCUUUGGGACCUGAUAAGCUUGAGACAGCAUGUUGUGGAGCACAUUGUUGAUGUUAUCGCAGACAAAAAUGACACCAAUGCCAUCCACACUUUACAUGCAGGCCUUGUGAGUAAUCAAGAGCCUGAAACUGAUGGAGGUAUGAAGAAAAACAUAGAAGACACUACGCUAGGGGCUACUGACUGUCAGGAGACUGCUGGGUGUAGGUACACGUGCUCAGUAUGCAGGGCAGAAUAUUCCGAGUUGCAGGAGUUCAGAAAACACCUACAUGUACACAAAAUAAUAGACAUAACUUCUCCAAAUAAAAACGCGCUUCAAGUCAACAAGGGGAUUCCUUCAAGAGAACUCACUAAUUCUAUAAGCAUUGGCAGCAGAGAGCGAUCGCAUGUGUGCAGCGUGUGUGGAAAGGGCUUUCUAACCUAUUCCCAUCUCACUAGGCAUAUGAGGUCUCAUACAGGAGAGCGGCCUCACAGUUGCAGCAUGUGUGGAAAGAGAUUUUCCGCCAAAUCCUAUCUCACUAGGCAUAUGGGAAUUCACACAGGAGAGCGGCCACAAAGUUGCAGCGUGUGUGGAAAGAGAUUUGCUACCGGCUUCGACCUCACAGUGCAUAUGAGGAUUCAUACAGCAGAGCAUAGUUGCAGUGUGUGUGAAAAAGGCUUCCCUUUCCGCUACAAACUCAUGUAUCAUAUGAGGAUUCAUACAGGAGAGCAGCCACAUAGUUGUAGUGUUUGUGGAAAGGGAUUUGUUGCCAAUGCUGACCUCAGUAAUCAUAUGAGAUAUCACACAGCAAAGCGACCACACAGUUGCAGUGUGUGUGGAAAAGGUUUCAUCUUCCGCUCCAAACUCAUGUAUCAUAUGAGGAUUCACACAGGAGAGCAGCCACACAGUUGUAGUGUUUGUGGCAGGGGAUUUUCCACCAAUGGUAUCCUAACUCAGCAUAUGAGGACUCACUCAGAAGAGCGGCUAUUCAGUUGCAAUGUGUGUGGAAAGGGGUUUACUACCAAUGGUCACCUAACUCAGCAUAUGAGGAUUCACACAGGUGAGCGGCCAUAUAGUUGCAAUGUUUGUGGAAAGGGGUUUAUCUACUUUGGACACCUCACUCAGCAUAUGAGUAUUCACACAGGAGAGCGGCCACACAGUUGCAGUGUUUGUGGAAAAGGAUUUAACAGGAGCUGGAACCUCACAAAUCAUAUGAAGAGUCACAAAGAAGAGCGGCCACACAGUUGCAGUGUUUGUGGAAAGGUAUUUGUCACCAGUUCAACACUUACUCAGCAUAUGAAGCAUCACACCGGAUAGCGGCCACACAGUUGCAUUGUUUGUGGAAAGGUAUUUGUCACCAGUUCAACACUUACUCAGCAUAUGAAACAUCACACCGGAUAGCGGCCACACAGUUGCAGUGUUUGUGAAAAGGGAUUUAUCACCAGGUCCGACCUCAAAAAGCUUAUGAGGAUUUACACAGGAGAGGAGCCUUUCAGUUGCAGUGUUUGUGAAAAGGGGUUUACUACCAAUGGUAACCUAACUCAGCAUAUGAGGAUGAGCACAGGAGAGUGUUCAUACAUGUCUAGUGUUUGUGGAAAGCGAUUUAUCACCAGGUCCGACCUCAAAAAGGCAUAUGAGGUUUCACACAUGACAGCAGCCUUACAGUAGCAGUGUUAGUUGAUAGGAAUUUUUCACCAGUUCAAAUCUCAAUAGGCAUAUGAGGAAUAGAGGAUUAACACGGAAGAGUGGCCACACAGUUCAAGCAUUUGUGGAAAGGACUUUGUUAAAGGCCCCUUCCUCACUAAGCAUAUGAUGAUACACACUUGGUGCGGUCAGUCAUGUGCAGCGUGUGUGGAAAGGGCUUGUUAUGGAAUCCGGUCUCAAGGAAUAUGUGGAUUAACACGGGGGGAUCGGGUUCACAAUUGCAUCGUGUGUGGAAAGGGAUUUGUCAUCAGAUCUCAACUCAAGAUGCACUUAAGGUUUCAUACAGGAGAACGGUUGCACAGAUGAUGCGUGUGUGACAAAAGCUUUUCAAUUACAUCCUUCCUUAAAGUGCACAUGAUGCGCCAAACCAUGGACAAACCUUUCCAAUAUUCCAUGUGUGGGAUGAAGUUCCGCCAAAACGAUAACCUGGUUAGACAUAUAAGGAGCCACACUAACGAGUGCAGAUAUGAGUUUGUUGUCUGCAAGAAAAAAAAAAGUGAAGUCCUUUUCAUUAAACGCUCAUAACAACGCUUUCAUCAUGGUGAACAGAGUAAAUGACGCAAGCUUUGCAGUUUAAGAUAAAUGUUGAAUCACACAAGAUUGAAGAACAGGGUCUUGGCUUAUAUUAGUUUCUGAAGAUCAUGCCAUGUGUCGAUCAUUUUGUAUUAUGUGUUCAAAAUGUAAUCUUGUGGGAUACACUUGCUUUAGAUAUAAA